GCUGCAACAGAAAACCUUUUACUUUGCAAGAGGCUCUCAUGUGGCGGGAAUAUUCCAUCGUGCCAAGGCACCAAAAUCACUGGGUUGUGACACAAAGCAGACAGAGUAACUAUUGCCUGGCUGAAGGCUGGAGAUGAGGCACCUCUGAAACCUCCACUCAUGACAUAUUGCCAGAACUCCAGGAAAGGGCUGGGCCUGGUGUUGCCCUCCCUCUUACUUUUACCUCUGCUUCAGGUUUUAUAUAGCAAAGGCUCCAUGUCUUGAUGGUGGAAGAAUAUGCCUUCAGCCCUGCUGGGCCUGGGAAGUGUGCCUAGUCUUUCCCUUUAAUACCUGGGCUGUUCUCCCUCUGUCUGGGCAGGAUCCUUGUAAUAGGGUGGUGUGAAGCACUAGCUGAAAUAGGAAAAUAAUGUGAUUGACAUUCAUAGUGAAAUGGUGCCUAGGCUUGUCUCAUGCUGGGCUCUGCACAGACUCCUAGCAAGAAACAGCUGCUUCCCAAGGGAGAUUAGUGUCAGCAGAGCUUGGAGCAGCUGUUAUUGGGGAGGGGUUGUUGCCUACAUACCUAGCUGGGGAUUUCCUAGAGGGAGCCAUGCUCCUUCCUUCUUGUAGAGACAGCUUGGAAGAUUGUACAACCAGAAGUGUAUGCUCUGGCUCUUUCUGCUGGGCUUCUGAGUAUGCCCUUUUGCUGAGCACUCUCCCUUUGCAAAGAAACUGUUUUCAGCAUGGCAGCCUGUAGUGGAAACAGCCAUUUCAAAACAACAAUUGCUGGUUAAGUUUGCCCAGAGUGGGGAGGUAGACUCUUCCCAGUUAAGGAUUGCAGCCAUGUUGCCUAACCCCAAGUAGAUUGCAGCUGGCACAUAUUCAUUUUGUAGCACUUUGAUUGGAGCCUCUACACAUGAAUAAGACCAAAUUUGGAAUUGGGGUGGGGGGAGGGUUAGUCUGCUAGGUGUGGUUUCCACCACACUCCAGCUGCUCCAGUUUAGAGUAAGGAAGACCUGGCCUGAAUAGAAGCUGUUCCCAGGACUCAUGUAUAUUGCAGCAAAAACAAUAGGGUGACCUAUAUGUAGGGCUCUGAAACCACUAACACUGUACAUUUACGUAGAGCACAGCAAUAGGAACGCAAGACGUGGGAUGGGAUGCAUUAAUUGGGCUGUUUGCAGCAUCAUAGGGAAGGCUGAUUGCUUGCUGCCUUGCUUUCCUUACUUCAGGAUUCCACACUAGGGAGGGGAGGUAUAGAGCAGGGGAAGGUGGGGUUAGUAGUUCUUCCCUGUCUGAUACAGGGCUUGCUGAGCUGUGGAAUGUUCAUGCAUUUAAUUAAUUUUCCAUUUUCUUCUCAGUUCACCCACUCCUCUUUUUUACGCAUUGGGCAGCUGAGCAAUGUCGAUCUUGAUGAUGAUGCAGAUGAGCUGGAAACAGAGGUCCCUCACCAGUUUCCCAAUGAGAUUCCUCACAACGAGAAACUCCUCUCUCUUAAAUAUGAGAGCCUGGAUUAUGACAACAGUGAAAAUCAGUUGUUUUUGGAAGAGGAAAGGAGAAUAAACCAUGCGGCAUUUCAAACAGUGGAGAUCAAACGCUGGGUCAUCUGUGGCAUGAUUGGGAUUCUCACUGGCCUUGUCGCCUGUUUCAUCGAUAUUGUGGUGGAGAAGCUGGCUGGGCUGAAGUACAAAGUGGUGAAAGACAAUAUUGACAAGUUCACCGAGAAGGGGGGCCUGUCUUUCUCCCUGUUACUCUGGGCGACACUGAACUCCAGCAUGGUGAUGGUUGGCUCCAUCAUUGUUGCUUUCAUAGAGCCUGUAGCAGCUGGCAGUGGGAUUCCCCAGAUCAAGUGUUACCUUAAUGGUGUGAAGAUUCCCCAUGUUGUUCGGCUCAAGACUCUGAUGGUUAAGGUCUGUGGAGUGAUUCUCUCAGUGGUUGGAGGCCUGGCUGUGGGGAAGGAAGGGCCAAUGAUUCACUCUGGAGCAGUCAUUGCAGCUGGGAUCUCACAAGGAAGAUCCACAUCUUUGAAGCGUGACUUCAAGAUCUUUGAAUACUUCCGCAGAGACACAGAGAAAAGGGAUUUUGUCUCGGCUGGAGCUGCUGCUGGUGUUUCGGCUGCUUUUGGUGCCCCUGUUGGGGGAGUUCUCUUCAGCUUGGAAGAAGGAGCUUCCUUCUGGAAUCAGUUCUUGACGUGGAGAAUUUUCUUUGCCUCCAUGAUCUCUACAUUCACACUGAACUCAGUCCUGAGCGUUUACCAUGGCAAUGCCUGGGACCUUUCUAACCCAGGGCUUAUCAACUUCGGCAGGUUUGAUAAUGAGAAAAUGGAAUACACGAUCCAGGAAAUUCCAAUCUUCAUAGUUAUGGGAGUGGUUGGUGGAAUUCUUGGUGCAAUGUUCAAUGCCUUGAAUUACUGGCUCACCAUGUUCCGCAUCAGGUACAUCCACCGCCCAUGCCUGCAAGUGGUUGAGGCCAUGUUGGUGGCAGCAGUGACAGCAGCUGUGGGAUUUGUGAUGAUUUACUGCUCCAGGGACUGCCAGCCCCUCCAAGGAAAUGCUGUGGCCUAUCCCCUUCAGCUCUUCUGUGCCGAUGGCGAGUAUAACUCGAUGGCCACUGCCUUCUUCAACACACCAGAGAAAAGUGUCGUCAGCCUCUUUCAUGAUCCUCCGGGCACUUACAACCCCAUGACCCUAGGGAUGUUCACGCUGAUGUAUUUCUUUCUGGCCUGCUGGACCUAUGGUCUCACGGUGUCUGCAGGAGUCUUCAUCCCAUCUUUGCUGAUUGGUGCUGCGUGGGGGAGGCUCUUUGGCAUUUCAUUGUCCUACUUGACUGGAUCGAUCUGGGCUGACCCUGGAAAAUACGCUCUGAUGGGAGCUGCAGCACAACUGGGUGGGAUAGUGAGGAUGACACUGAGCCUGACGGUCAUCAUGAUGGAAGCAACAAGCAAUGUCACCUAUGGCUUUCCCAUCAUGCUGGUGCUGAUGACAGCUAAAAUUGUUGGGGACUUCUUUGUGGAGGGUCUAUAUGACAUGCACAUCCAGCUGCAGAGCGUUCCUUUCCUGCACUGGGAAGCUCCAGUCACUUCUCAUUCCCUCACAGCCAGGGAGGUGAUGAGCACACCUGUUACCUGUCUUAGAAGGAAGGAGAAGGUGGGAACCAUCGUGGACAUCCUCAGUGAUGCAUCUUCCAAUCACAAUGGCUUCCCUGUGGUAGAGAAUGAAACAGACACCAUGCAGGUGGCUGGACUGAGAGGCCUUAUCCUGCGCUCACAGCUGAUCGUUCUUCUGAAGCACAAGGUCUUUGUGGAAAGAGCCAACCUGAGCCUGGUUCAGCGGAGGCUGAAGCUGAAGGAUUUCCGGGAUGCCUAUCCUCGCUUCCCCCCAAUCCAGUCUAUUCAUGUCUCCCAGGAUGAGCGUGAAUGUAUGAUGGACCUGACUGAGUUCAUGAAUCCAUCACCCUACACGGUGCCCCAGGAGGCGUCUCUUCCGAGAGUGUUCAAGCUGUUUCGGGCCCUGGGCCUGCGGCACUUGGUGGUAGUGGACAAUCGCAAUGAGGUGGUCGGGAUGGUAACCAGGAAGGAUCUCGCUAGAUAUAGACUAGGCAAAGAGGGCCUGGAAGAGCUGUCCCUGGCACAGACGUGACACUCCGGUGGCACUACCCAUUGGAAAUGCUUGCCGGCGUCCUGGUGUCCCCAGUGCUCUGAGAUUGAAGUCCUGUUUCCUUGGAAGUGAUGGAGGGAACCAGUCCCUGCAGGCUGCUGUGUCCAGAGGUUACUUGGCACAGAAACCCAGCCCCUGACUCUUUUGUUCAUAGCUGUAUUCCUGUUUUUUAAUGGUUUUCUUUCCUCUGUGCCUUCUGGGCCUUACUACCCACCGCCGUUCUCUGUUUGCCCCAAGGGAUCAGAUAUCAGUAAGUUCCCAUAUGCCUCCUCUGUGCUGAUGUCAGGCUGGAGAACACUGGUGUAUGAGAGAGCCAGGCAGAGCAACCUAGAGCUUUGGAGAGCACCACUAGGCUACGGACAGUAACACCCUGCAGCAGCCCAGCCCAUUGCAGCCCCUCUUUGCUGGGCUUUGGAAAGCAAAGCCAGGGUGUUGUGAACCAAUCUGCAGCCUCUGCUGCCUCUGGGUCACCUCUGUGCUGUACCUCUUCUACCCAGGACUUGGCUAUGGGCCUGCUUUGCACUGCCACUGCCAUAUGUCUCCAAGCCAUGACCUUGCAAAGCAGAGCUCCCAAGGUCUGGUUCAGCUGCUGGGCUGCCUUUGAAUCCCAUUGGCUAAGGGAGACACAUCCCUCAAUUUCACAGCCUUAGAUGUCCAGUCAGGCAGGUCACCUGGUCCUUGUUACACAGUACAGGCACCUCAGAACAGGCUGUAUCCAUGUGCUUGUGGGGGGCUAGCCUGGGAAGACACUUUGCUGGGUCAGCCUCUUCUGUGUCCUGUGGCCAGGAUCUGCUCUGAUGGCCAAACAGCUGGCACCACCCUGCUGCAGCUGCUCAGGAGCAGCUUGCACAGAGCCACAACUCCUCUCUGCCUGCACUGUGGGGCCUGGCAGGCUGCUGAGCCCCUUUUCCCAUGCCUGCUCUUCCCUGUCACUUCACGUGGGUGGCUCACAGAGGGUGCCUGCUGGAAAGCUGAAAGCAGAGGCUGAGCAUCCUUGCACCCAGGGCAGAGGGUGUGGGCAAGUGUGUGGCAAAGACAGUUCCCAGGAAGCAGUAAGGAUGCAGUUCUCUUUGGACACAGGGCAGUUGCCCACUGCACAAACUUAGGACAAAAACCUCGAACGCUAGUCGGACACAGAGAGCCAGGGAGCCUCAGCCUGUUCCCCAUGGGUCCUGUGCUCUGAGGGUGGGGGAUGUGGCAUAGAGCUUUGGUCAAGCUCCCUAAGGAGUUUAUGCCAUUGUCUGCAGGAAGCCAGCUCCUGCCAUAAUGCUGCAGGGAAACAUAGCUCUAGCCCAGUUCAGCUGCCCUGGAGAUGGGCCCCCAUAGGGGAGGGGUAAGGAGGGAGUUACAGGCAGAGGGAGCGGGCUCCUUAGGAACACAGCAACUCCAGUACUCUGUCUCUGCUCUGGGGAAAGUGGCAGCCUCCAGCAUGAACUUGCUCCCACUUGGAUCUCACUGGUUCUGCUUCAUGCCUGGCUGGGGUGCCCAACUUCUGACCACCUGAUGUCCCUGUGGCCCACAUAGCAAAAGCCAGGGCCUGAAUGCCUCCCACAUAGCAAGAGCCAGGGCCCAGCAGGCAGGGGAGGGGCUGAAACCAGCUGCACUGGGAGAAAUAAAAUUGCUGGAACCAGAGGUUGCAGCUGGACCUGCUGUUCCUCUUGGGACAUGGCCCAGGUGGAGAGCUGAUGGGGCUCAAUGCCCAGCUCCUGGGGCAGCAUGCAGGGAUGGAGAGAUGGUGAGGAUUCCUAGGGACUAGUGUAAAUUCAGACCUGGCUCAGCUUGGCCACCAUCAGCCAAGGGGAAAGGCCAGGCCAGAGUGUUUCUAGCUGGGCUGCUGCACAGGCCAUGCUGUGUUCCAGGGCUCUGGCGGCUGUGGGUGCAAUGGGUACUGCCAGCAGGGCAGCCUGGCAAUCUGAGCCACCUCCUUCACCCACCCCUACUCAUUGUCUCCCAAGUUCCCUGUGCCCUGGCUCUGCCAGUGGGUUACUCAGCCAGGCCCUCACUGCCUGUGCCAGUGCUGUGGAGGGUAAUGAACUCCAAAAAUGGCCUAACUUGAAUUCUGGAGACUUUGACCUAAAAAUGCCCUUUGUGCAGCCACCAAACCUCCAGGACUUGGCAUCUUUGGCCUUUGCACCUCAAAACAAAGUACAGGCAGCUGCUGAUGGAACUCAUUGCCAAGUGUAUGCAGGGGAGGGAGAAGUACACAAGACCUGGCUUUAGGACUUCAGCCAGGCACCAUCAUCUGGACAGUGUUUUGGGCACAGAGGACACAAUGCCCACUGGUUCCCUUGUGCCCUGGUAGAGCUGUUACAAAUCUGCCCUGAUGGGGAUGUGCUGCUCUGGUAGCUCGCUUGGGGCAGUCUUGGGGGGGGGGAAGGCAAAGCCCAAGGCAGCCUCCAAGUCACCAGAGCCAGGUGCCCAUGUUGCCAUGUGCUUUCUCUGUCCUGCUGGCUGUCUGCACCUAGGAGUUCAGAAACUGUGCAGCCCCUGUGCAUCAUGUGCUAAGGCAGCAGGUCACCCUGUAGGAAGGGCUGAGGGGGGUCCCUCUGGUGACUGAAAUACCAGCCCCAUGUGGGGGUUUGGACUGUUGCUGGUGGACAAGUGUUUUUUAAUUGUGCUAGAGCUGCAGCUGUGCUAACGGCUAUGAUGAUGUGAACCUGGUGGGGAAGAGGUCUGCACUGCUAAGUCUAGCAGGUUCUUGGGCUCAUGCUCCCUGGGUUGCAGGUGUAAACUGGGCAGCAGCUGAGCACACAUUGUCUCCCCUCUGCUCCAGAUCCUGAGGCCUUCAGCCUGCUGACUUGCAUGUGCAACUGGCUCUUGCACAAAUGUGCAGUGACCUGGAGACGCUUCCUGCGAGCUCCUCAGCUAAGCAUGCUUCUCAGCCAAGCAUGUACCUGCAGCCCCCAAGGCAGGGCUGGGCUCCUCACAGUGGGAGGCAGAGCAGAGUCCUGUGAGGCUGUAGUAUUAAGCCAGGCCCCCACCCCUCCCCUCUUCACUUCAAAUUCUCAUCCUUCGGUAGCUGCAUUUUUAAGUGGUUGCAAAACCCAGACGUCUAUUUUGGAAGCCGUGAGAUUUUCUACGGAGCGUGUGAGACGGGAGAUAUUUUUGUGCUGAAUAAAGCCUGUUUCUACUUUCAUGCAGGUAUUGGCUGCUUUCUCUGCUAUGAAGGCACCUGUAGCUAGGCCUAGCCCAGGCUGUGAUGCUCCUAAUCUGGCUUGUCUGGGUCUAGGCAAAAUGGGAGGCAGGUGCCUGCUGGGGAGGUGCUGGGAGGGGAGUUGGUCCUGCCACCAGCCCCAAGUGGCGUCUGUGUUCACAGGCAGUGUUUUGGCCUUAGCCUCUGCCACUGAUGGCCUGGGAGCCACUAGGGCUGAGGGCUACAUCCUUAUGCAGGGAGCCAGUGAUAUGGCCUGCCCUGCUCCUGUCUCUUGCUCCCAGCUGAGGCAGAGCUGGAUGAGAGAGGAAACCAGAUGGUGAGCACCACCCUAGCCCUCGCAUCCCACCAUUGUUUAGUUCCAGCAGGCACGGGACCAUGCUAGCAGCUGCUGCAUGGUUGCUCUGGAAAGCCAGGGGGUCACUACUCUGCCACGUGUCCCAGAGACACUGAGCUUCACCAUCUCUGUGUACCCAGUAGAGCAAGGAGGGUGCAGGCUGGAGGGAGCCAACAGGCCCCAGUGUGGGGCACAGGUCAGUGUAACCCCAGGCCAGCAACUGAGGCUAACCUGCACCAUCCCCUCUCUGUGCCCAGCUCAACAUCCGGUGCAGCAAGGCAUUGCCAUUUGUAAAGUCCAUUGAGAUGCAGAGCUCUUCUGCCAAAAUGUCACUGCAGCAUUUUGCCCCACUUCCUGCUGGUACCUGUGGGUCAGAGAUUCUGUCACAGGGCACCAAGGCAUACAAGUGCUGCUUUCCUGCUUAACUGGCAGCGGGCAUGAGGUUGGGGCCCAAUCACCACUGUUGCUAGGCACAGCCUGCUGCCCUCAAAGGCUUCAUCACUGAAGCUAUAGAUUGAGGCUCCAGCCUUCCUGGAGCAGUUACAGAGGAAAUUUAAGACCUAGGCCUGACUAAGGCUGCCCCAACUGGCCAAGAGAGACUCCUCCCUGGGCCAUGGCACUGAAGCUUGGAGCUGGCAAGAGAUUCUCACAACUGAAAUGAAUGACAGGAACAGCCACAGUGCCAGCUGCUGCUGCUGAUUGCCUCUGGCCUCUUCUUGCCCAGCACAAACUGGCUGGUUGUUCUUCCCUUCCCUUUGCUGGCUUCCGUCCUUCCUUUCAUCUGCUCUUGAAGUAAGCCCCCUCCUUAGUAAAAGCAAAGAGGCCCACUGUCUCUGGACUUGCUCACUCUGGGGAGGUCUGUCUUCCUGGCCACAUGGCUCCAGUCAGCUUUUGGGUGCAGAGCCUGUCUGUGCCCAGAACAAGUACCCCAGUUGCCAGCCUUGGUUGGUCCUUACCUGCAAACAAGAUGAGUAAUAUGCCUGCCCUGAAAACUGCCAAGUGUGGCAGGGGGGUGGUUUGAACAUGACAGUUGUUCCAUGGGCUGACUUGCUGCUGGCAGGGAAGCAUCUGACUGAUGCCUUUCAGCCUGCUGCCUUAAGCCUACCCUGUGGGGCCUGCAUGGUGAGUAACAGGGAGCUCUGCUCCUGUUUGCUACCUUGGCAGACGUAGCUGGAAGCACAUGGUGUGGGCAUCCGAUGCCCCUUGGUCUUGCUGUCUCUGCCUCUUGUGUCUGUUCUUCCCCUGGCCCUCCCUUGACCCUUUGCAUUUCUUUCCCAAGUGUGGUCAGAUGAGCAGGCUGCCCUGCUGGCCAUUCCCUGGUGGCUUUGCUGCCUGCUGAAAGGGUCCACACUGGAAAAAUGAAUGCUUGCCAUUCACCUGUGAGCACUAACACCUGCAAUGUUAACAGGAGUGGCAGUGGUGGGAGCAGUUAUGCUGAGGCAUGGUUCAGGCUGCCAGUCCGUACAAUGGAUGCCACUGCAUUCAUCCUGCUUGGGCCAUGGAAGAACUGGUCACAACUGGGAGGCAUAGACACUUACUUAAAAGCCAGAGGACACAGGCCCUGACUCCCCUGUGCAGCCUCCUGACCCAUUUGUGGUGCCCGAGCUGCCUGGCAACAGGCCUUCUGUGGCCUCAUGUCUAUGUGUAUAGUGCCAAGCAUGUGUGCCACAAGAGGCUAACCUGCACCCAACCCAGUACCCUCCUGCCAACCUGUCUGAUGGGUUUCUAAAGGCCACUCUGGCUUUGGGGUGGUGUGCUGAGUCCAGCCAUCUCUGCCCUGCCUGAGCACAGCAGAUUGCACCAUAGCUGCAAGCAGCUGCUUGCAGCUUGAGGCAAAAUAAUUGUUGCUCUUUGGCCCCAUCCUGCCUUCCCCAGGAGGUGUUUGGGAAGGGCUAUGGCUGCUGCCCCUGAGCACGCUUACAGGCACCUGCUACUGCAUGCAGUUGCGACAAGACUUCACAGCAGGUCCCAGCAGUCAGCCCCUGCUCCCCCAGCUCCACUCCCAACACUCUUCCGGCUGCAGCUGCUAUCUCCUGGCCCUAGUCAGGCACUCCCACCCUCCAGGGGCAGGUGCUAUGUGUGCACUUCUCCCAGCAGCCAGUGCUGUGCAGCUUCAUAGAAUAUUUUUUGCAAUUGUAGAGUAAGAGCCUAGCUGUAAUCCAUGAGUGGAGCAUGAGUGCAUAUAGCUCUGUGCAGGGGGUUCUUGGUUUGUCAGCACAGCAUCCCCCCUGCAUACCCUGCCCUGCUGGCUGGUUCACUCUUACCACAGGGAGGCUCUCCCUAAGGGCAGCCCUCAGUGUCUCUGCUGAGGUUGCCCAUUGGAGAAGACCCUCACAAUAAGACAACUGUAUAGCAUGGAGCUGAAGCCUCUAAGCUCCUCAUGUAUCAGGGGCAAAAAAGCCAUUAAAAGGGAGCAAGUUUUGCAUUCUUGAUGUGUGACACACUAGUCCCCUACAGCUGCUAGCAUACCUUUCUGCCUUGUGCCACCCAGUGACAUCCAGCAACCUCAUACUUUGUCUACCAAGGCAGGUAGUGAAGCCAACCAGCUGGGCCUGUCUGUGGCUAACACAGGCAAGUUCAGCCCUGUGUUCACAUGUGCAUAUGUCUACACACAACAACCCUAAUGCAAGUGCCUUGCUCUUUAAGGGGACAGCUCCCACUGACCAGGAUCCAUUCCCUGGAAGCUGGUCCCCCCUAUCUUAUGCCAUCCCCUGCCCUCCCUCCCCACCUGGUAUAGGAACUGCCACCUUGUACAUUCCCCACCCAGCACAUCCUGCUCUCUGCCCUACCAACAGCAGCAUGAAUCCAGAUCCCAUACCUGCACCCUCCUUGCCUGCCACCCCCCCACAGCCCUGCUCCCACAAGCACAGACCUGCUCACCUCUUGCACCCAUCCCCCUUCACCUCUGCCCUUGUAGUGUCUCCCAUUCCAAGAGUCAUACCCACACUUCCCUCAGCCCCUUCUCUUGCUGUCUCUGGAACAUUUCCUUCAGCUCUAGGAAGUUCACAGUCACCUGUAAUGCCUUCACUACUUCCCCUGCCCCUGAGCUGUCCCCAGCCCUGGAGUCCUACAUCUGAGGAUGCCCUCUUGCAGGGAGGCCUCUCCUCAGCUUUUUUUCCUGGGUGGAGGCUUUGGGCUUCUCUUCUGCUGCUCCUGAUGCUUCCAAGCCUCCUCCUUCCCCAUCUCUGCUUCUUGCUAAAGCAGCUUGUACCUGCCUUCCAAGCAAUGCAGCAUAGAAAAAUGGGGUUGGAAGGACCCUCAGGAGAUCACAUCUAGUUCAGGCCCCUGCCUGAUGCAGGAGCAUGCUUGACUAUGCCACCCCAGAUAACGGUCUGUCUAACCUAGUCUUAAAUCUGUGCAACCAACACAAUGACCAGACACAGUGCCCAAAAACACCAAGAACACCCCAACCUGCCACAGGUAAAGCAGGGAUACAAGGGCACUGUCAGUGUCCUACUACUGCAAAGACAGGACAUAAUUGUUAAAUUCACUCAAGACUAGAGGCGGCAAAACCUCACAGCCCAUACCAGUCUGACCUAGGGGAAAAUUUCCUUUCUGAUCCUAAAUGUGGCAAUCAGUCUGACCCUUAGUCCUGCCUGCCAGCCCCCCACGCUCAUGGUGAUGCCUGAUGCGUUCUCUGCUUCUCUGUGCUCACCUCACUCAGGUCUGCUCCCUUCACCCUCCAUGCUGAAGCCUAGCUGACCAGCCAGUAGCUCAUCCACUCCUUACCUCAACAGUCCUGGGCCAGUUUGCCAUGGUUGGGACUCAGGUUACACCAAGUGCAUUCUCUGUUGCUGAGUCCCCCUGUGCCACCCCAUGGUCUCCCAGCAUGGCCUGUGGCUUCCUCCCCAUACCCUGAAAUUCCGCUUCCCCAGGACAUCCACUACUCAGCAGCAGUGGCUUCCAACACUUUGUAGCCCUCUCCUCCCUGGAUGAACUGGUUGCUUACCUCCAUGUUCCAUGCUCCUCUCUCUCCUUCCCAUUUCCAGGUCCCUCUUGUUGGCCCAAGCCCAGAGUCACUCCAGCAUCUGGAUCUUGCACUUGCUCUCACUGGUCAGGGUGCUUCAGAGACUGAGACUUGCUAGGCAAAGAGGAGUCUCCCAGGAGCAAGAUCUGAUCAAAGCCCCAAGGAUUUGCAGUGGGGCAGUGGAGAGAGGCCCUGGAACUUGGUUUACCUCAAAGCAACUCCAGAGUUUGUCAUGCCCUGCUCCACUGCCCUCCCUCCCUCCCCCCAAGCACAAGCACAAAAGUUUCCCCUCCACUCUCAUCCCUCCAUGUGGCCCCUCUUCUCUAUAUCCUGCCUAUCCCUUUAAUGCUCAUACCUUCCCCCUGCUCCCCCACCCCCACCAUGUUCUUUUCUGUACUCUCCCCCUUUUCUCUGGCUCCUUCUCACAAGUUAAGCAUGCUGGAGUGUCUUGACCCCUUUGGCCUUCCAUCAGCCCCGAUCUCCCUUUCAUCUCUCAGCACAUUGAACAUACUGUCUGCCACCCCUGCCUGGAGUUCUUUCCUCUGACUCCCUUCCAGACCUGCUCCCAUGAGGUUUCUGGCCUUUGCACUCAGCUGAGGCUGAUCCUGCCAGGGCUGGUCCCUGUGGGCCUGUUCUCAGACCACACUCCCAUCUUCCCUGCCCUGCAGCUGCCUUCAACCCAGCUGCUCUUGGAAUAUUGCCCUUUUUGUGCAUCCAUGACCAUUCUCCUGCCAAGCAGCCUUCCCAUCUCAGCUCUCCCUUCCUCUGCAAAGAGCUCACAGGGGUCCAGCCUUGGCCCCCUUCUCUUACCUUAGGCUGAUCUCACCCCUGAACACAAAUGCAGCUCCCUUGUUUCUUCUGUUGCCUUGCAGAGACUCCAUCUGCUCUGGACAAAGCAAAGUUCUUAAACAGCCUCUAGCAUCUCCCAGAGGGUGCCUAGCAAUCAGCUAUACCUAAGGCUGUCCCUAGUGGGGGGCGAAUCGGAGCAACCUCCCUGGGCCCUGUGCUUUGGGGGCCCCACAGAGGUGAAUGGAGUGGCCGCAGCUGCAAUUUAGCCCACCCACUUGCCAGGUGGGUCGGACGGCUCUUUGCUUGUUCCGGCCGGAAGUUCUGGCUGCAAUGUCCCGCCGUGUCCGUUGUGCUGGGGCUUUUGCUUCCUGGCGUAAGUGUGCCGUGGGAUGGGGAGGGGGACCCUGUGCAUGCUGCUUUGCCCUGGGCCUGCUGGGAUCAUGUCUGGCUACCAGAGUUCUUCAUCUCUCCCCACCCUGAACUUUCUACUCCCUCCUUUCCCAGUCAUAUACUACCACCAUCCUGCCACUCAGGCCCAUAUACUUAAUGCCACCUUUUCUUGGCCUCUCCCUAGAAGCCAGGCUAGGUCUAGCUGUCUUUGGCCUUUCUGCACUUCCCAGCAGACUUGGAGAGCCAGCUGGCCUGUAAAGUGUAGUCCAUCGCAGGGGGAGGCAGGUCCCUCUCUGGCUCAAUUUGGGAUGAUCACAUCAAUCCCAAGAGCAACGGGAGAUGGGCCCUGGCAGCUCUGCUGCCUGUGUGCUAGGGCCCAGCACAAUCUGUGUGAGGGUGCAGCUGCAGCCUGUGGUGGGGGAGGGAAGGAGGGUCCAGUGAGUAGCAGCCUAGUGAAUGUUCCCAGAGCAUCCCCUCCCAGGGCAUCCACAGAGAUAGUGGUAGCACAUACCCUGCACAACCCAACCCUGGGAAGCACCGGGGGGGGGGGG
Alligator sinensis (Chinese alligator) is the source of this 12814-nucleotide messenger RNA. RefSeq names its product chloride voltage-gated channel 7 (gene CLCN7). Gene Ontology annotation, cellular component: intracellular membrane-bounded organelle; lysosomal membrane. Bases 1296 to 3611 code for a protein of 771 amino acids. Gene Ontology annotation, molecular function: voltage-gated chloride channel activity. Gene Ontology annotation, biological process: chloride transport; transmembrane transport. The transcript has 24 exons. The record is from RefSeq and is a predicted model, not a curated record. Lineage: Eukaryota; Metazoa; Chordata; Crocodylia; Alligatoridae.